CUGGCCAUCAUGAAUCGUCCAGCUCCAGUCGAACUGUGCCACAAGAACAUGAGAUUCCUUAUCACACACAACCCCACAGACAGCACGCUCAGUUCCUUCAUGGAGGACCUGAAGCGAUAUGGUGCCACCACUGUGGUUCGAGUCUGUAAUGCCACUUACGACAAAACUCCACUUGAGAAAGAUGGUAUAACUGUAGUGGACUGGCCCUUUGACGAUGGAGCCCCGCCCCCCAGUAAGCUUGUUGAUGAUUGGUUAAGUCUGCUGAAGAAGAGGUUUCAGGAAGAUCCAGGAUGCUGUGUGGCUGUCCACUGUGUGGCUGGACUGGGAAGGGCUCCUGUGCUGGUUGCUCUGGCUCUAAUAGAAAGCGGGAUGAAGUAUGAAGAUGCCAUUCAUCUAAUCAGGCAGAAACGUCGUGGAGCCAUCAACAGUAAACAACUGACUUACCUGGAGAAAUAUCGAUCCAAGCAGAGACUCCGCUUCAAAGAUGGAAUCUAUUAA
Monopterus albus (swamp eel) is the source of this 498-nucleotide messenger RNA. RefSeq names its product protein tyrosine phosphatase type IVA 3-like. Lineage: Eukaryota; Metazoa; Chordata; Actinopteri; Synbranchiformes; Synbranchidae. Gene Ontology annotation, biological process: protein dephosphorylation. The transcript has 5 exons. The record is from RefSeq and is a predicted model, not a curated record. Bases 10 to 498 code for a protein of 162 amino acids.